Ahaetulla prasina is the source of this 4951-nucleotide messenger RNA. RefSeq names its product mitogen-activated protein kinase kinase kinase 6 (gene MAP3K6). Lineage: Eukaryota; Metazoa; Chordata; Lepidosauria; Squamata; Colubridae. The transcript is spliced from 29 exons. Gene Ontology annotation, molecular function: MAP kinase kinase kinase activity; ATP binding. The record is from RefSeq and is a predicted model, not a curated record. Gene Ontology annotation, biological process: protein phosphorylation; cellular response to stress; MAPK cascade. The coding region runs from base 12 to 4001 and encodes 1329 amino acids.
GGGUCCCUCGGAUGGCUGAAGAAAAACGUUCGGAACCCGGGACCGCCCGGCGUCGCGGCGGGAUGGAGGCGACCGACUCCAAGUUGGGCAGCGCCGGCAGCCUCUGGCAGGACACGCUGGCCAUGGCGCUGACCCCCAGCAAGCCCCUCUCCUCGGCGGGCAGCCAGGGCUGCCGAGAAGGCGGCGGCAGGACCCGAGCCCUGCGCGUGGUUUACAUCGUCACCGAGGAUUUGGAAAAACCGCUGCCCUUCUUGUGCCUGCAGGAAGCCUGCAGGGAGGUCCCGGCCACGGAGCUCGCCACGGUGCCUUUUGGCACCCUGAUGCUGGGAGACACGGACAGCCUGGGCCGUUUCUAUAACGCGGAUGUGGUGGUUGUGGAGAUGAGCAACAGCUUGUGUCAGCCUUCACUUUUCUAUCACCUGGGAGUACGUGAGAGUUUCAGUAUGACCAACAAUAUUCUCCUUUGCUGCUAUACCGAUCUUCCAGAAUUGCAAGCUCUCCGUGAAGUGAUAUUUCAGAAGAAUUCGGACAGCAACGGGAGCUAUACCUUCAUCCCAUAUGUGGUGACAAACCAGAAGAAGGUCUUCUGUUGCGAUGUCGGCGCCAUGACGUGCUUGACUGAGCUUUACCAGUCCAACUUCAACAUGGAAGCCGUCUUCAAUCCACUCACAGUGCAACUUGCUAAACUGCUUGAGGGCACUUCUGUCAGCUCCAGUGGCUACUUCCGGGAGAUGAUCAGGAGUGACAUCCGGAAGGCUCGUGAACUGUACCACGGGGCACAACUGAGCCGUGAAUUGACCAGCAUUCUACAGCGCCUGGACAGCGUGGAGUGCCUGAGCCUAGACAUUGUCAUGAACUUCCUUCUCUCCUACCGAGAUGCUCAGGACUGUGAUGCUAUCAUCACCCUUGUGGAGACUCUCCAAAACCUACCAACCUGCAAUGUCACCGAGCAGCACAACAUCUGUUUCCAUUACGCCUUUGCUCUGGACAGGCGGAACCGACCUGGGGACCGUGAGAAAGCGCUCUCUGUUCUCCUGCCUUUGGUGGAGAAGCCCGAAGGGGUGGCACCUGACUUGUACUGCAUGUGUGGCCGCAUCUACAAAGACAUGUUCAUUGACUCUGGCUUCACGGAUUCCGAGAAGAGAGAUAAGGCCUUCUUUUGGUACCACAAGGCCUUUCUGACAGAGCCAAGCCUUCAUGCUGGAAUUAAUUCGGUUGUUUUGCUCAUCGCCGCGGGCCAUAGUUUUGAAGCCUCUAUGCAGCUUCGGCAGAUCGGGAUGAAGGUGAGCUGCGUUUUGGGGAGGAAGGGGAGCCUGGAGAAAAUGCAGCACUAUUGGGACGUAGGCUUUUAUUUUGGUGCAAGCAUCUUGACGGGCGACCUUGACAAAAUCAUCCAAUCCUCUGAGAAGCUGUACAAGCUGAACGCUCCUGUGUGGUACUUGACUUCCAUCAAGGAGACUUACACAAUCUACAAUCAUUUCAACACCGUCCCUGACACGUGGACACCCAAACAAGAGCUGGUUGAUUUCUGGCUGGGGUUUUUAAUGGAGUCCUGCCAGCCCUUCGUCUCCACGGAGAGCUGUUUGGUGUUGAUUCUCGACCUGAGCAAAGUGCUGCAACCAUCUCAGCUCUCUGUGUGCAACCAGGAGAUCAGAAAAUCAGUGACGCUAAGCUACAUCGGUUCCCUGGAAGAGGAAGGAAUUUCCACCUGGACUUUUCCCGCAUCCUCCAUCCGUGGAAUCAGCAUUUCUAAGUGCGACGAACGAUGCUGUUUCCUUUAUGUGCGGCAUACAGUUGAAGAUUUCCAGUUAUACUUCCCUACCCAAAAUCACUGCCGCUGGUUUUUUGAACUGGUCCAUUCUUUCAUGGCAGAGAUGGGCGAAGAAGGGAAUUGGUGCAGCUCUCCAGUGGAACUAGAGUACGACUAUGAAUACACUGAAGCAGGCGACAGGGUGAUUUUGGGGAAAGGGACAUACGGGGUGGUCUAUGCCGGACGAGACCGCAGCAACCAAGUGCGCAUUGCUAUUAAAGAGAUUCCGGAGCGGGAUAGCAGGUAUUCACAACCUCUGCAUGAAGAGAUUGCCUUGCACAAGCGCCUGAAGCACAGGAACAUUGUCCGUUAUCUGGGUUCUGUGAGUCAAAAUGGCUUCCUCAAAAUCUUCAUGGAGGAAGUGCCUGGAGGAAGCCUCUCUUCUCUCUUGCGGUCCAUGUGGGGCCCUUUGAAGGACAACGAGCCAACCAUUGUAUUCUACACUAAGCAAAUCCUAGAAGGUUUACGCUACCUCCAUGAUAACCAGAUUAUCCACCGAGAUAUCAAGGGAGACAACGUCUUGAUCAACACUUAUAGUGGAGUGUUAAAAAUUUCAGACUUCGGCACUUCCAAAAGGCUGGCUGGGAUCAGCCCAAGCACUGAAACAUUCACAGGUACCCUGCAGUACAUGGCCCCAGAGAUCAUUGAUCAGGGGCCUCGAGGUUAUGGGAAGCCUGCCGACAUCUGGUCCCUGGGCUGCACCAUCAUUGAGAUGGCCACAGGCAGGCCUCCCUUCUUUGAGCUGGGCAGCCCACAGGCCGCUAUGUUCAAGGUGGGGAUGUUCAAAAUCCAUCCAGAGGUGCCCAGUUCCAUGUCUGAUGAAGCCAAGGAUUUCAUCCUGAAAUGUUUUGAAGCUGAUCCAGACAAGCGAUCGACCGCAGCUGCUUUGCUUCAGGAGCCCUUUUUAAGGAACAGGAAGAAAUGCAGGAGCCCAGCAGUGCCGGAUGAUCCAUCAGUGUCCAACAAGACCAGAAGGUCCACUUCAUCAGAAGGCGUUGCAGAAUCUCGAAAUCGUUCUUCUUCCUUGCAAUCCCUGAAGGUCCAAGUGGAAAAUAUUGUUUUGUCCCGAAGCUCCAGCGAAAUGAACCAGGGGAACAACUAUCUGAGGACCCCUGAAGCUGUCACCAAUGUCGACCUCAACCUGUCUGCUUCCUCCCACGAAGAGAGCAGUUGCCUCUUCUUGCUCAAGAAAGACAGCGAGAGGCGAGCUACCUUACACAAAGUCCUGACGGAGGAACUGCCAAAUAUCGCGGCAGCCAUAUAUGAAGCUCAGGAAGAGAGGGUGCUGUCGUUGGAACACAUUGCUGAGCUGGUAUCCUGUCUCAAGAACUACAUCCGUUCCCCAGGCCGCAAACAGCUGGUUCAAAGCCUGCUCCAGUUACAGGCUCGCUUCAAGUCCGAUGGGCUGAGUUUUUGUCAGGUGCAGGCUCCACUCUUUGCCUUCCAGGACACAGUAAAGCACAUGCUACGGAAGCUUCAAAUUAAGCCACACUGGGUGUUCGCCCUGGAUAAUCUCAUGGGGCAAGCGGUCCAGGCAACCUUGACCGUCCUCUUGGAAGAACUCAAGGUGCAGCCGCAGAAUUUGCAGAAGGAAAACCAGAAUCACCCGAGCAGCAGCGAACACAAGGAGCCGCUUUUGACUCAGCAGCCCCCGACUUUGAAAAAGCAGGAGAGCGACCUCAAGGACAGUGCAGAUACGCCAACGUCCGGAAUUGGCACCGACACCAACAGUUGGCUGGAUUCCCAGCCUCCCUUCAAGAGCCAUUUGCCCCUCAUGACUCAACUCAACCAUCUGCAGGAAGAAACCAGAAGGUUGCAGUGGAAACUGGUAGAGAAGCAGCAGGAAUGUCAGAGGCUCCUACAAGAAGCCCUGAAGAUCAUGGAACAGGACGCCUGGUCUCUGAAAAGGCCACAGAUAAUCGAAAUCCCUCCUUCUCCAACUCCCUGGGAUCAAGAAGAAAAUACUGGAGAUCCCCUCCUGGCAGAGUGGUUAGAGAAACAUGGUGCAGACAAAGCCACAGUGGCAGUGUUCUGCUACCAUGGAUUCACCCUGAAUGAUUUGCUGAAGUUGGCUACCAUCGAUGAUCUCCGAUACACCUGCAUCAGAGGGGGAAUGGUGUGCCGUAUCUGGAAAGCCAUCGUGGACCACAGACAAAACCUGUCCCAGCAGCAGCUACACCAGCAACCGUGAGAUGAAAGAGGAAAGGAAGGCUUUGGAUUUCUUUGCAAGGCCACCAUCUCUGGUCGCCUGGCCCAGCUUUCUCACCAGCAGUUGAGCUAUAAGGCUGGAAAGAUUUUCUAACUUGUCAGUCCUCAUAUUGAGGUCAGAGAUUGGCUUUUUAAUCUUUCCUUUGGCCCAGGAAAAUGACCCCCCCCAAAAAAAUCACCUUCAGAGCAAACAGAUUUCGGGAGAACCUCACAGAGGCUGUGAGGAAGACUUCUGCUAACUUUAGCAAUAUACAUUAUGGACUGAGGAAAAAGCAGAAAAUGUUUUCUUGCUGAAAGUCCCAAAAAAGGACUGAAGAAUGUUGUGAUACUCUACUGUUAUUAGAGAGAGUGGCUACUCCAGGAUCAGGAGUCUUCUGUUGGAGCCUCAUUUUGGCUACGGAGAUCAGUUCGGCAAUUUUGGACUGCUCUACAUCUCCUCCCCUCCAAGCCUGCAAUCUCUAGUACGGGGCUCAGCAACCUGCGGCUCUGGAGCCGCAUGUGGCUCUUUCACUCCUUUGCUGCGGCUCCCUAUCACUCAAAAUAUGUGUCACAACCACCAAUGUGCGACACUCACCGGCACACAAUUUAUUGAGCUUUUCAACUCCCAGUAGGCCAACCAUGGAUAAAUCCAAGAAAAGAAAAGUUUCAGAAGAAAACAGAAUGUUUAAUUCAACUACCUAUGCUAGUUUUGUGGCCGCUCAAGAAAUAGUCAGCCAUGGGAAGGGUUUUGUGGCUCCAGGUGUUUUCUUUUCUGUGGGGAACAGAUCCAAAUGGCUCUUUUGAGUGUUUAAAGUUGCGGACCCCUGCUCUAGCACAAACCCAGCAAUGCAGCUGUAGGAGUUGGGUGGUGCAUUAGUGAAGUGAGACACACUGCAAGUCAGGCUUUAAGGCAGGGGUCUCCAACCUUGGUCCCUUUAAGGCUUGUGGACUUCA